AUGAGAACCUCCGUAAUUAUUCUUGCUCCCGGGCUGCUCACUGCAGUCUACGCCACCGGCGGCGACCGAAAGCAUUUUCCUCUCCACUACAAACAUCCUGCGUGCGAUUAUGUAUGCAGCGGCAAUGAACCCCCGCUUGGCUGUCAAAACGUCACAGCACACCACUGUGCGUGCGGCCCCUUCGAGUACAACGGCUGCUACAACGACCCCCACGGCGGAAUCCUCCUCACCGAACGGAUGUCUGGUCGCCGCUUCGACGAAGAAAACAGGCAGGAGAGCUGUGCGCAGACGUGUUAUCGGUGGGAGUACUUUGCCAUAUCCGACGAGAUUUGUCAGUGUGGCGAUUACUUGCACAAAUGGGCGACCAAGGUCGAUGCCGUGCAGUGCAGAAUCCCGUGCGCGGGCAGUUUUACGCAGUUUUGUGCGCCGUUGGGGCUUUCGAUGGUUUAUAGGAAG
Molecule: messenger RNA, 456 nt
Organism: Bipolaris victoriae FI3
Lineage: Eukaryota; Fungi; Ascomycota; Dothideomycetes; Pleosporales; Pleosporaceae
Exons: 2
Source: RefSeq, a predicted model, not a curated record